AUGGCUGAUGCUGCUUUGAACAGCACCACUGCCACAUCGGUCAUGAAAGUCUCUACAACUUUCAACAUGGACCAAAUCAACCGAAUCAACGGGUUCUUUGACUCGACCGCUGGCGCAAUCUUCUUCACCUUCAUCUGGGUCAGCUUUGUUGUUGGAAUGAUUGCAUUCUCGGUCUGGAUCAUCUGCAAGAAUGAACGGGAUGCCAAUAACAAUGGCAUGGACCACGAUUACGAGUCUAAUGGAGUGAUGCUCCGCAACGCACCGGUUGGUCCAGUUGUUGAGAUUGAACUCCCAACCAUCAACACGAAUGAGAGCGACGCGGAUGGUAAGUACCACCGCAUGUUCUAA
This is a messenger RNA of Caenorhabditis briggsae, 348 nucleotides long. The record is from RefSeq and is a predicted model, not a curated record. NCBI's taxonomy places the organism in Eukaryota, Metazoa, Nematoda, Chromadorea, Rhabditida, Rhabditidae. The transcript is spliced from 2 exons. Bases 1 to 348 code for a protein of 115 amino acids.